UUCCCAUCAAUGACGUAGCCGUGCAUGCAUCCGUACCCCUCCAGACGACCUCCAAACCGCAUCGCCAAGUAUCACCAAAGCUUAUUUCACAACCCCUACCUUACAUCCCCAGGUUCCCAAUUGCAAAGAUGAACUACGACCAAGCAGGUGUCACCCGCUCACUCAACACCAUCCAAAAUGAGCUGCAGUACCUUGCUUCGCAGGGCGUCAUUGCACCUCCCCAGAUGCAAUCGAUCCAGGCACAACUCCCACGAUCCGACGGCCAGCCAGCACAGUACAUCGACCCCCGCUACGUGAACGGCAACCAGCAGUUCAACCCGGCGUUGAUCGCACAGCAGGCCCAGGACCCCAAUAACCCUGCGCACCCCAAAAACCCCAAGCACCAUGAAUGGGCGGGGAAGCUUGCCCACAAGUUUGGUAACGCGGCGGUAUACGGCGCCGGAGCGACAUUCGGUGCUGAUCUAGUGAACGAUGUUAUGAGGAAGUUCUAAGCAGGCUGUGCGCCAAGCAAUACGAGCGUGGAUGCACCCGUGUUGUGACAGUUUGGUCGGUUAUGGAAUUGAUGCUGUGAACUGAUUGGGUAUAUAGCUUGAGAAACCUGUGCCACCUGAAACAUUGACGAAUUCUCCAUCGGCUUUCGUUAAGCGUCUGUGGAGCAUGUUCUGGACUGGCCCCAGUGUUCACUUCUUGCGGAAGGACAGAAUCUAAUCGCGAUCGA
This is a messenger RNA of Boeremia exigua, 718 nucleotides long. RefSeq lists its product as uncharacterized. NCBI's taxonomy places the organism in Eukaryota, Fungi, Ascomycota, Dothideomycetes, Pleosporales, Didymellaceae. Bases 129 to 491 code for a protein of 120 amino acids. The transcript is spliced from 3 exons. The record is from RefSeq and is a predicted model, not a curated record.